Messenger RNA from Rhipicephalus microplus (southern cattle tick), 396 nucleotides. RefSeq lists its product as uncharacterized. Lineage: Eukaryota; Metazoa; Arthropoda; Arachnida; Ixodida; Ixodidae. The record is from RefSeq and is a predicted model, not a curated record.
CUCCCGCAGCGCCUGAACGUGGUAGUUCCACCAUGUGGACUUGCGAGACUAAAGUGGGCAUCACCUGCCUGGUUGUGAUUUGCGGGAGCGCGAACACGGUGGCGUUCGCAGCUGCCAUUCUGCAGUGGGAAGGACAACCAGAAGGGCAUGACGUUAAUGACGCACGCAUGCAAGACGCGGCCCGUCUUCCUGCUGAUCUUCCUGGGCCUGUUCAACGCCGAGCUGCGUGGCCUGAUCCAGUUCAAGUACGUGAGGUCCACUGCCGUGACCUCAAUGCCCAUGACUAUGCCCCCGCCGGGCCCAGUAUUGGCACAAUGGUACAAACUUCUGGCCUCUCACAACGGUGCUGACCAGCGUCAUGACGACAGACAUGCUGGCUUGCACGGCCCGCCGUUG